Messenger RNA from Stegastes partitus (bicolor damselfish), 1160 nucleotides. RefSeq names its product iron-sulfur cluster assembly enzyme a (gene iscua). Gene Ontology annotation, biological process: iron-sulfur cluster assembly. Lineage: Eukaryota; Metazoa; Chordata; Actinopteri; Pomacentridae. Gene Ontology annotation, molecular function: iron-sulfur cluster binding; iron ion binding. The record is from RefSeq and is a predicted model, not a curated record. The transcript is spliced from 5 exons. The coding region runs from base 67 to 564 and encodes 165 amino acids.
AACAAAAAGCCGUUCGUCCUCACUCGGGCUCACUCGUUGAUUUCCGCUCACCGUCGGCAGUGAAACAUGGCGAACGUCUGCUUACGAAAGUCCGCGUCCUUGCUGUUAUUAUUUAGCAGAAGGUUGUUCACACCGGAGCGGACCGCUGUCUGCUUGUAUCACAAAAAGGUGGUGGACCACUAUGAAAACCCCAGAAAUGUGGGCUCUCUGGACAAAAACUCCAAGAAUGUGGGGACUGGGUUGGUGGGUGCACCAGCCUGUGGAGAUGUAAUGAAACUACAGAUCGAGGUGGAUGAAAAUGGAAAGAUAGUGGAUGCUAAAUUCAAAACAUUUGGCUGCGGAUCAGCUAUUGCCUCCAGCUCUCUAGCAACAGAGUGGGUGAAGGGAAAGACGGUUGAUGACGCCUUGAAGAUCAGGAACACAGACAUUGCCAAAGAACUCUGCCUUCCUCCAGUCAAGCUUCACUGCUCCAUGCUCGCAGAAGACGCCAUAAAAGCAGCGCUGUCAGACUACAGACUUAAACAACAGGACAAGAAGGAGGAACGAGCCAAAGCCAGCAGUUAAUAUGUUUCAUCCACUAUUGGGUGUUCAACUUGAUAUAUCGGCUCCAGCUCAUGUCUCAAAGCAGCGCAGUGCUGUGGGGAAGAUGACUUACCGUAACGCUACAUCAGGUCUUACAUCCUUCAGAGAGUUCAGGGAGCUUUAGGCAUGUUAUAGAUCUCCGUGGCUGUGGGAUCAGUGCCUUGAUUCAAGCAGUGAUUCCAAUAUUCUUAAAGUGCCAGACGUUAAUGGUGUUUAUGUUUUCAUUUGUUUCUCAUGAGGUGAUUAGAAAUGUUGAAUUGAUGCUGAUUUUGAAGUGGAAAGUUCUUGGUGAAUCUUUUGAGACAUUUCAGGUCUUGGUUUUAAGUGCGGGAGCUUUACACUUUUCCUAAUUUACAGUCAUUUUAUGCACAGAACAUAAAGGAGAUCUUAAAGCAGGAAUAAUGGGAUGGAGGUGUGGUGAUUGUUGUAUAUUUUUUUGGCUUUGAGGUUUUAUUUGGCUUGAUUGUAUAAAAUCCCUCGUGAAGAAUUCAACAUGAACAUGCAGUUAGGUCAACAGAUACAUACAAAAACAAUACAGUCAAUGGAUUGCUUACUGUGAAAUAAAUGAUUACCAACAG